Molecule: messenger RNA, 2130 nt
Organism: Recurvomyces mirabilis
Lineage: Eukaryota; Fungi; Ascomycota; Dothideomycetes; Mycosphaerellales; Teratosphaeriaceae
Exons: 4
Coding region: 1-2130 (709 amino acids)
Molecular function (GO): RNA binding; ATP hydrolysis activity; 5'-3' DNA helicase activity
Source: RefSeq, a predicted model, not a curated record
AUGCCAACAGACAUCUCCACGUUCGCAGCAAAGCAGCUGUCUCUGCUUGACAGCGAGCUUCAAGCAGAGCUGGAAGAGACACAGCUACUUACCUCCACACACGCACCAACAGUUCUUCAACGAGCAGGUCUUGCCCUCCUGAACCUGACAGUCUCUUCUCAACGAACAGGCUUUGGGGGCAAGACCUUACUAGAGCUUUCUCUUGAUUCCGCUGUGGGAAGCGGUGAACUACCCGAACAUGGUCUCCGGAUUGGCGAUAUCGUGGCGGUUGCCGAACAGCCCAGAGGAGCAGAACGCAAGAAAGACCGCGAGGGCAUGGAGAAGAGAGGUGUGGAAGGCGUAGUUACGAAACUACAGAAGGAGGCUGUAACGGUAGCGUUGGACAAAGACGAUGCGGAAGCACCAAGUGGUGGCAAUAAGCUAUGGCUUGUCAAGCUAGCCAAUGAUGUUACGCACAAGCGUCUCAGUCAGACCAUGACCAGACUGCAGAAAAUGCAGCCUGCUGAGCACAGUGUUCUCACACAAGUCUUGUUCGGGCACUCUUCGCCUACGCCUAUCGCCAAGGAUGAUCUCAAUGCGAAAAUCACAUGGCAUGAUCCUUCCUUGAACGAGAGCCAACAAGGAGCUAUAAGGUUCGCACUGGCAAGUCGGGAAGUGGCACUCAUACAUGGCCCGCCAGGUACGGGCAAGACGCAUACCCUCAUUGAACUCAUCCUUCAAUCGCUUGAUCGUGGCCAACGACUUCUUGUCUGUGGUCCCAGCAACAUCAGCGUCGACAAUAUCGUCGAGCGUCUAUCUUCGCACAAAGUGUCCAUGGUACGCUUAGGACACCCAGCUCGCCUGCUACCUGGCGUGCUGAAUCAUAGUCUCGACGUGCUAACGAAGACGAGCGAUGCUGCAACAAUCGUAUCAGACAUUCGAUCAGAGAUGGAUGCCAAGCAAAGCUCAAUCCGCAAGACACGCAAUGGUCGAGAGCGUCGAGCCAUCUACGGCGAGCUCAAGGAUUUGAGAAAGGAGUAUCGACAACGCGAGAGUCGAGUUGUGUCGGAUCUUUUGCGCGGCAGCAAAGUCGUGCUAAGUACUCUUCAUGGUGCGGGCGGCUUCCACCUCAAAGACGAGAAGUUCGAUGUCGUGAUUGUGGACGAGGCGAGUCAAGCGCUGGAAUCACAGUGCUGGAUACCUGUACUCGCCUGUGGUGCCUUGAAGCUUGUGUUGGCCGGUGACCAUCUGCAGUUGCCGCCAACCAUCAAGUCGUUGAACUCCAAGCAGGCCAAAGCCAGUAAGAAAGCAGCCAAGGCUAAUGUAGACGAAGUAGCUACGAAUGUGGCGAGUAUCAGCGUUGACGACAGUGAGAAGUCUAGGGAUGGUAAGAAGGGAAAAGAAGAGGACAACACCCUCGAAACCACUCUCUUCGAUCGCCUAAUUGUGUUACAUGGCGACGGUAUCAAACGAAUGCUCACGACGCAGUACAGAAUGCAUGAAAGCAUUAUGUCGUAUCCUUCGAAAGCACUGUACGGGAGCAAGCUUAUUGCUGCCGAAAGCGUCAAGGCACGACUACUGAAGGACCUACCAUAUCCUGUGGAAGACACAGAUGACACGCGAGAGCCUCUCGUUUUCUGGGAUACCCAAGGAGGUGACUUUGGAGAGAAAACCGAGGACGAUGAUUCUGGUGCCAGGGGUAAGAGUAGUCUGCUUGCCGAGAGUAAAGUGAAUGAGCAUGAAGCGGCUAUCGUACGCUUGCAUGUUGGCAGACUUAUCGAAGCUGGCGUCAAAGCAGAGGACAUUGCCAUUGUGACGCCUUACAAUGGACAGCUUGCCCUGCUCUCGCAAACGCUCAAAGACAGGUUUCCAGGUCUCGAGCUUGGUAGUAUCGAUGGGUUUCAAGGUCGGGAGAAGGAGGCUGUAAUAGUCAGUCUUGUGCGAAGUAACCCUGAGCACGAAGUCGGCUUUUUGGGCGAGAAGCGUCGUCUGAAUGUGGCCAUGACCAGGCCGAAACGACACCUCUGUGUGGUCGGCGACUCAGAGACAGUGGGCAGAGGCUCUAAGUUCUUGAAGGGGUGGAUGGAGUAUCUGGAGGAGAAUGCGGACUUGAGAUAUCCUGAUCCGAGCGAGCUGCAAGAAGAUGGAUGA